This is a messenger RNA of Chilo suppressalis (striped riceborer), 3401 nucleotides long. The record is from the annotation of a GenBank genome assembly. NCBI's taxonomy places the organism in Eukaryota, Metazoa, Arthropoda, Insecta, Lepidoptera, Crambidae.
GGUGAGUCCGUCGAGGGCGGUUGUUAGCUGCGUAUUCUGAUAACGCUCGGAUGCGCUAAACUCGUUGACUAACAUUCGAAGUUUGAAUUUAAAUGUGAAAGAAGUUUUUAAUCUGUCUGAAAACCAGUAGUGCAACUAUGAACUUUGUCUACGUUUAAGAUAAAAAUCGCUUCAAUGUGAAAGAGAACAAAAAUGGACCUUAAAUAUCUGAUCCUAAUGAUCGCGUUCGCGACUGUAGAAAUAAACGUCACGGAGAGUCGACAAAAUGAUAAAAGACGCUGGAAAAAUGACAAAAGCUACUCGCACUACGUCAACAUUUGCGAUAUUCAAGAUAGAGUGUCUAAAGUACAUUGCUACUGUGAGAGCAUAAAGAUAAAAACCGCCACAAAAGCGGAUUGUUGGGUUUUCAACGGUGGCAUCGCUGAAGACGAUCCCUUUUGGUCAAAUUUUUAUUCACAACCGAAAAUAGAAAAGUUGACUUUCAACGUGCGCGCCGACGGUGGUCUUACCUAUAUUCCAGCAAAAGUGAUAGUCCGCCUGGAACAUCUUCAAUACAUAAACAUUCAGUAUGCGAAUAUUUUUAGUAUACCCUCGUUUGCAUUCACCAACUCGACUACACUCAGAGAAAUCACUUUGCCGAAGAACAAAAUAGCGAAGCUCGAAAAGAUGGCGUUUGCUCAUCUGAUAAUGCUGUCAAACGUCAGCUUAGUGGAAAAUCAGAUAUCGGAAUUGAAUGCCGACGUAUUUUAUGUCCUUCCAAAUUUGCAAAGGUUGUAUUUGUCAAAGAAUACAAUAACAGUUUUGCACGAUGGUUGUUUCAAGCACCUGAGCAAUUUAAUAAGAUUAGAUCUUGACAACAAUCUGCUGACUGUUGUCGUUAAAGAGAACUUCCAAGGACUGUCUAAUUUGAUUACGUUAGAUAUGAGAAACAACAAAUUAGAUAUGAUAGGGGACCUGGCGUUAGCGGAACUUUGGAGUCUUCAAGAACUUUACCUGGACGGUAAUGAAAUAGAAUAUAUAUCCGAACGAGCCUUUGGAGGCCUAAACCAAUUGAGGAAACUUUCUUUAGUCGAUAAUAAGUUGUCGGCACUAGAUGAUGGCGUGUUCAAUGAAAAUCUCAAGUUAAAUUUUUUGGACUUAAGAAAUAACAACUUGGAGACAUUGCGAGUGGAGGCGGUUCAAGACAUUUUGGAAAACAUGAAGAUGAAUUAUGCUUUAAUCUCCCUCGAUGGUAAUAGACUGAGCUGCGACUGUCGUUUGGCUUGGCUGCAUAAGCUGAAGAAUGAAACCAAAAGCAAACGUAUCAAAGUAUCAUUUAAUCGGCUAGUUUGCAUCAUGGAUAACAAAUUCAAAAACAACAUCGGGUUGAAAAUAGAAAAAGUUGAAGUUCCCCAAAAGACCAACCCGCUUGUAUACAAAAAAGAUUACGAAAACGAAGAGGACUUUGAUGAGGACAAAACUUACGAUGACACCAUGCAGGAUCAGGAUACUGAAUUCGAUAGUUCUAAAAUUGAGUAUAGGAGGAAACUAUUGGAAAUACCGUCUGAAAUGCUCCCAUGCCCGAAUAAACUUAGUUAUGAGGCUUCUUAUUCACCCCCUACACAAGAUGAAGUUAAAUAUUACAAAACAUCCUUAAGUUCAACAUUAAGAUCUUGCACGUGGAUGACUUUGGUAGCCAUUGUGAUUAUUUUGUAGCAACUGAAGCGCUUUGGCACGACGUAAAUAAGAUCUGAAUCAUGCUCCGGUUAAGUUCUUAUUGUUUGAAAUCAGUAUUGAUGAAUGAGUUUGUUUUGUGUCUAGUGAUAAAUUUAAGAAUGAAAGCAUUUUCUACUUUCAAAGACUUUAGGAUCGUAAAAUUAGUGAUACGGUUGUACUUGGAAAUGUCAAUUGAGUUAUAAGUUUGAUUUGAGCUACUGCUGUUACUUUCUUGCGAAGACAACUGAAUAAGGUCGUGCUCCCUUUGGAUUUGUAUCGUACGUUAAUGCAUGAUCGUGGUCGUACGAAUUGAUUGACACUUAAUACGUUUUUCUCCGUCAAAUACGUAGUAUUCCGGUGAUAUCACGUACGUGAAGUCAACUUUGGUUUGAAUGCGUUUAAUAAUCUCGUGCGUUUAAAAUUCUCUUUUAACUCUGAGACUGCAAUGGCGGCGUCUUCGCUGUCGCAGAAGCGAAUGAGUGCAUGAAAUAUAUUUAAGUAGUAUUUGCGUCAUACCUUGCGGUGUUGAUUACGUAAGUGGAAAUUUGAAUCCCACUUUGGUCCCACAAACAUUUAUGCUCAUAAAUUAAGUAAAUAUUUUUUUCUUUAUCAUACGCACGUAAGUGUUUUAUAAUCCAACAAGUUUAGAUUGUUUUCGGACCUUAGAACUUCUUGUUACGUACGACUAACUCGCAUCCAGUGUAUUUGGCCUAAGACAACAUGUCACUUGCUGAAGGAUUAAAUUUAAAUUUAACUAACAUUUCGAAGUACCGCCGAUAGUCUUUUAGUGAUUACCUAUUUUUAAAUGAUAUGGACCCAAUUUUAGUCUAAUGUAAAUAGGGUGUUACGAAUAAUAUGUAAAUAAUCCUAAGUAAACUUUGUAGUCUGCUAAGUUAACUAGUUGUAAUAAAGUUACAAGACGUUCAAAGCUCAUUAGAUUCACAAAUUAUUAUUUGUACCUUCCUGAAUCAUCUUUGAAUAUCACUUCUACACGAUUUCAAAACAAUGACAAUUCAAGCGUUAAAUUAUUAAAAAUAAAGACUUACACUUCAUAUGUGCACUGCUUCAGUAGAUAAACUCAAAAAACAAGGCCAGGUUUUAAUUAAAUACAGCCACGAGUUAAUUUUUCGAUUCGUAGCAUAUGAACCUGUCCAUCAGUUGAAUGGGAAAGUAAUUUAAUUUCCAUAGUUUGCUCUUGCCAUAGUAUAAUUGAGUAUUAAAUUUUAUUAAAUUAUUCGUUCUGGUUGAUGCUCAUUGUUAUUUUACUAUAAUUUUCGUAGCAUAAGAUAAGUACAAUAUUUUACUGUUCAAAAAUAUGUAUGCUUAAUUAUGCCUAACCUUUUGUAAAGUUAUUUACUUAAGUGAUCUAAUUUUAGAUGUUAAUUCGCAUUCUUUUUAAUCGGCAUUGUCAAAACUUAUUUGAUGAAUAUUCAUCAAUAUAGCCAAAUAGCUAUAUUCAUAUAGCCAAAGGGCUAAGAAAGUUCGUAUUAAUUUUCAAGACUCUGUAGAGAUACCAUAGUUGUGGUUAAUUUUAUGAUUUAAUUUAUUCAUAAUGAAACAGUGAUAAUAAACCAAAGAUAUCUGUAUAAACAGUUGUUUAUUCAUUAAAACCUCAUUUUAUUUACCUAAUGUGUAUUGUAAAUAUGUUUAAAAUUUGGAUGUUACUCAUUCUAUUGAAGGGGUGAAAACAAUAAAUUGAUACUUUU